Molecule: messenger RNA, 4807 nt
Organism: Ictalurus furcatus (blue catfish)
Lineage: Eukaryota; Metazoa; Chordata; Actinopteri; Siluriformes; Ictaluridae
Product: ceramide transfer protein
Exons: 18
Coding region: 254-2266 (670 amino acids)
Biological process (GO): ER to Golgi ceramide transport
Cellular component (GO): Golgi apparatus
Molecular function (GO): phosphatidylinositol-4-phosphate binding
Source: RefSeq, a predicted model, not a curated record
AUAACAGCAACCUGGCAAGAGAUGAGACACGAGAACACGCGCGUGCGCGAGAGAGAGGUGUUGACGUUUAAGGGAAAGUGGGCGGGGUUUGUCGUGAGUCACUCCCCCUAAAGCUUCCUUCUUUGAGCUGGGUGGUAAAUGAAGCUGCACUAAAGCGAUAGACGGAUCAUUUAUUUCAGCGCUCAGAAAGCUAGCCAGGUAGCUAGCUACACUCUCAUGAAACCAACACGUUUGGUCUCUAGGUGGAUUUUGGAUGCGAAGUCGGUACACCGGCGCACACACCACGGCUCACACUCGCUCGACCGAACCCCUUUCGGCUGAUCUCUCCGCUGCUGUCCGAAUGAGCUCCAGUCCGCUUUCUAACGGCAAGCAGAUGUCGGACAACCAGAGCUGGAACUCGUCGGGCUCUGAGGAGGAUCUGGAGACGGAUCCCGGACCUCACGGCGGCGGGGUGGCGGAAUUCAGCGGCGUGCUUAGCAAGUGGACAAACUACAUCCAUGGCUGGCAGGAUCGCUGGGUCGUGCUGAAGAACAACACUCUGAGUUAUUACAAGUCUCAGGAUGAGAGGGAGUAUGGCUGCAGGGGCUCGCUGUGCCUCAGCAAGGCCGUCAUCAUGCCCCAUGAGUUUGAUGAGUGCAGGUUGGAUAUCAGUGUUAACGACAGCGUGUGGUACCUGAGGGCUCUGGAUCCGGACCACCGUCACCAGUGGAUCGACUCCAUCGAGCAGCACCGGGCUGAGUCCGGUUAUGGUUCUGAAUCCAGUUUGAGGAGACAUGGCUCCAUGCUCUCUCUCACCUCAGCCACCAGCAGCUACUCCGCCACCUCCACCUCCUCUUUUAAGAAGGGCCAUAGUCUGCGAGAGAAGCUAGCCGAGAUGGAGACGUUCAGAGACAUCCUGUGCAGGCAGGUGGACACGCUACAGAAAUAUUUCGAUGCCUGCUCAGACGCCGUGUCCAAAGAUGAACUGCAGAGGGAUAAGAUUGUGGAGGACGAUGAAGACGACUUCCCUACCACUCGCACUAAUGGCGAGUUCCUGCACAACCACAACGGCAGCAGAGAGAAGCUGUUCCAGUCUCUGAGCACUAAGGGCCUCAACGGAAUUGAUUUUAAAGGCGAGGCGAUCACGUUUAAAGCCACUACAGCGGGGAUCCUGGCCACGCUCUCGCACUGCAUUGACCUGAUGGUGAAGAGAGAGGACAGCUGGCAGAGGAGACUGGAUAAGGAGACAGAGAAAAGGAGGAGAGUGGAGGAGGCCUAUAAAACGGCAUUGUCCGAGCUCAAGAAGAAAUCUCAUUUCGGAGGCCCGGACUAUGAGGAGGGCCCGAACAGUCUCAUAAACGAGGAUGAGUUCUUCGAUGCAGUGGAAGCCGCGCUGGACAGACAAGACAAAAUAGAGGAACAGACUCAGACGGAAAAGUGUCGGAUACAGAGGCCUAGCCCGAUGCCUUGCGGAGACAUCUAUUCCACGAUGGGCACCCACCGAUUCGCCGAGAAGCCCCCGACUCCGCCCUCCCCCCCUCUAUCCUGUGAUGUAGUGCUCGGUCCCGUGUGUCAUCACGAGCACGCGUUCAGUGCUGAGGUGGAGGAGAUGGUACAGAGUCACAUGACCUACUCCCUGCAGGAUGUGGGCGGAGAUGCGAACUGGCAGCUAGUGGUCGAGGAAGGAGAGAUGAAGGUGUACAGGAGAGAGGUAGAGGAGAACGGCAUCGUGUUGGACCCUCUGAAAGCCACACAUGCAGUGAAAGGGGUCACAGGUCACGAGGUGUGCCAUUACUUCUGGGAUACGGAAGUCCGCAAUGACUGGGAAACUACUGUUGAAAACUUCAGCAUCGUGGAGACGUUGUCAGAUAACGCCAUAAUUAUCUACCAGACGCACAAGAGGGUGUGGCCUGCGUCACAGAGAGACGUGCUGUAUUUAUCGGCGAUCCGUAAAAUCAUGGCCAGCAAUGAGAACGACCCCGACACGUGGAUUGUGUGCAACUUCUCUGUUGAUCACGACAACGCCCAGCCCAGCAGCAGGUGCGUCCGUGCCAAAAUCAACAUCGCCAUGAUCUGCCAGACGCUGGUCAGUCCACCAGAGGGCAACAAAGAGAUUAGCAGAGACAACAUUCUGUGUAAAAUCACAUACGUGGCCAACGUAAAUCCCGGAGGCUGGGCCCCUGCGUCUGUCCUGAGAGCCGUAGCCAAGCGAGAAUACCCCAAAUUCUUGAAGCGUUUCACCUGCUAUGUACAGGAGAAAACUGCCGGCAAGCCCAUCCUCUUCUGAGAGCUCAGAUCGUCAGUGUACAGCGCCCUCUCUCUACACUCCCAGCUACAGCGGCCCCGAGGAGGUUCCUCUUCACUGCAGACCCUCGUCAUCCUCCUCCUCCACCUCCACUUCCUCCUCCUGAAUGUUCAGACCCUCAGCUGCCACUGGGAACAACCCACAUUACCCACGAUUCCCUGCAGCGGUCCACACUAUAGACGCCCUGUAGGCUUUAAGCGGUCCCAAUGCUUUAACCCCUUCAGCGGUCUGAGAGGACACGUUGCCAAAUCUCAACAUUCGUUCUGUAUUUUCAGCAGAGAAAUAUAUAUUAAGAUAUAUGUACGUACGCAAGUAUGACAGAUUUAAAGAAAAAGUUUUAUUUAACGGAGCCGAAACGCAGAAGAACGACUGUUUUAGUUCCGCUUUUUGUCUUUCUUUUUGUUUUUGUUUUUUGCUGUACUUCAUUGAUCCCAGAAUUUAAUGCUCACAACCCCCCAUCCCCCCUGCCCCAUUGCUGCUAAUUUAAAAUAGAAAAAAAAAAACCCGCUUGGGUCAGACAUUCCACCAUCCUGAACGUUUGUAAAAGAACGCUGAGAGGGCUGUCAUUGACCUAUGACCUACAACAUGACCCAUGAACGUUGCCUUCUUUUUUUUUUUUUUCUUUUUUUUUUUUUUCUUCUUGGUCUCGAUCUCUUUGAUGAAGCCCUGUUGGUGCUGAAGAGGAAUUGUUUUUUCCCCCCGAAGUUUUGUUGCUUAAUUUUUUUGUCUCUUUAAAUCUGAAAUCUGUUUUGAGUUGUACUCGCGUACAUCAGAGAGACGCUGGCGUACUGUAGCACGAUUAAGAUUCAGUAGUGAUAGACGAAAGUGGGAUCUUUUUAAUACGUCAAGGAAAUGCUUUACAUCUUGAUUACUUGUAUAUAAUUUCUAAGUGUGUGGGAUUGCUGUCAGUCAAUGGUUUUUGCGUGAUUCAUCCAACUCCACAUGCCUUAGAGACGGGCGGAGACGAGUGCGUGUUUGUGUGCGUGUGCAAACAGGAAGGGCAGAUCUUGUUUGCGAGUGUGUUCGCGCGGUCGGGACGAUCCGAGGUGUCCGACAUGCGUGUAAAUCGUUAGUGAAGUGCCUCAGUCUGAUCACAUGACCUGAGUGUUGCUGAUGCGAGGUUCAUGCUUUUUCUAAAUAUGAUCUCCAAACAAAGAGUGGACUUUAAAAAAGAAAAAAAUGUCAAGCGUCUUUCAGCGAUUACACCAUAAUUCUGAUCUGAUAUUACUUUUUUUUUUUUUUUACAUUUCUGAAUUAUUACUGAUCAAACAUCGGGCCUCGUUUAGUAAAGCAGAGUCUUUUUCGACGGCAAAACGGAACUAAAAUUUCCUGCUGGAUCAUUUUCUGCGUAGCUUGAUGUAUAUUCUUAAGCACAUUCACAGAACAUCUGGUUUACUGGUGGUUUAGUGAUGCCAACAAAUCUCACACAGAGCUGAAAACAACAAAAUGGCGACUAAGCAGCGAAAGUGUGAAAUGCGCUAAAUCGUCCACUAACGCAGCUCAGUACUAUAGACACACAACAAAUGUUUCUGCCUUUUUAAAAAAAAAAAAAAAAAAAAAGGGUGCCAUUACUUUUGUCCUAAUUGAAGGAAGGUGUUCACAAAAUUGUUUCCCAAAAUCGUCGUACUCGCAACACGUGUAUAUAAAAUUGCAACGAACAAUUCUGCGAUUUGAAACCAAUCGAUCGUUUCAUAUUAGUGAGUCUCCCUUAUACGUAAUUUUACACGCACGGGACUGAAUGGAUUUUCAGGAACGCUGCGUUUCCUGUGUGUAAAUGCUCCUGCGAACGAUUUACGAAUCGUCUAAAUCCGUUUGUCUCCAGUAUGAUAAAUGAGGCUCGCCGUUUUCCGAUUUUGAGAGGAACGCCUGUUGUUUUUUUUUUGUUUGUUUUUUCGUCUGACAGCAAGAUGAAAAUAAGCGUAAAGGUGAAAAUCGGUUGACUAUUUGCUGUUCCUGUCCUUCUCAUCAUUUUCGCGUAAAGUUUUCAGCGAUCUAAUGAACACUGUUAAUAUGGACAGCACUUGAGUCACGACCCUGAUUUUAGAGUUGCGCUAUAAAGCUUGCUCUUUAAGAGGCGGAGGAUUGCUCAUGAUGGAUGUUGAGGAAAACAUUGGCCCUUUUUAGUAGCUCGUCUCGACACACAGCUGCUCCACUCCAUUCCCCUUGGCUGUUACGUUUUAAACCCGUUCAAUCGAAUCGUUCACGAUGUCGUAUCCAAUCCACUUGUACACGUUAAAAUAUAUCUCUCUUUUUGUAAUUGCAUUUAAUUUAACAGCUGAUUGGAGGGUUGGUGAUGCUGCGACAGGAAACAGCCAGUCAGGAGUGGAGUUUUGCACCCCAGUUAAUUGUGUGUGUGUGUGUGUGUGUGUGUGUGUGUGUGUGUGUGUGUGUGUGUGUGCGCGCGUGCGUGCUGAAGAGUCAGAUGUCCUUCUAAUCCCAGUAUAGUUUAUUUGUUGCAUUUGCACUGAAUGUAUCGUAGUGGGAAUAAAGCAGAUGUGUCUGUAAAUAAAAUAGUUACACUAA